AUGUUCAAAUUACCUGAUCAUACUCAAUCGAAUAUUAAUCAAACUUCUCUUAAUAAUAAAUAUACAUCCGAAUUUGAAUCUGAAGAUGUUCAUGUUUGGACGAAAUUUUUUGAUCGAUCACAAAUACUUGAUGAAAACGAUCGUCAUCGAAUAAAUCAUAUAUUUAAUAAACUUGUAACAAGUAUCGUUAAAUAUGAACGAGAACAAGAUUUUCAAUUACUUGAGGCACUUGCUAAACGAGUAUUAUCUACUGAUAAUGAUAGAGAAGAAAAUGAGGAACCAUUCAUCUUAACAAUAUUUGAUCAAGAACGAUUAAUAAAACUUCGUACACUUUGCAAACGUUUAAAACAUUAUAAUUCUAUUGAAAAACUACUCUCAACUAUGUUCAUUCCAGACACAACAAACGAAUUAAUUCUUCCACCAAUUAAUAAAACAAAUCAUCGAACUCGUUUAUCAUCGCUUUCUUUCGAUGAUGCCCGUAUAUCAUUACCAGUUAAGAAAAAAUCACGAAUAUCAACUACACAAUCUCCAACAUCUACUGAAACGAAACCUAAACAAAUAAUGAUGCAUGGUCCAGUAACAUUACAAAAUAUUUAUCAAGCAUUACCAGCAGCAACACUUCAGUUUGCUGAAGAUGAAUAUGUUUGGCAUGCUAAUCGUCCAGUUAAUAUGAUAUUAGCUACGGGAGUUCAAUUACCAAAUGUAUUAACAGAAGCAGCAGCAAAUACGAAUAUUGAAAGUGAACAAUUCUUUUCAAAUAUGAUUGAAGAUAUUAUUACUGAAUAUCAAAAACGACAUCCAGGUGAUCAUUAUUCUGCAUUAAAACAAUGGAAACAAAAACACAAUGUUGAUCAUUACACUGAAUCAAUAACACCUAAUCGAAUGAAUGGGUUUGAAACACUUAUUGAUGUUGUACAACGACGUCAUUUAGGAAAAUUACAACGAUAUUUUCUUAAUGUAGUUUCAACAAAUCGUCAUUUUAAUCCAUAUGAUCUUAUUACAGUGCCUGAUAAUAAAGUUAAUCCAGAAAAUCAUUAUGUUUUUUCAGUAUUUGGAAUAUUACAUGUUCGACAAAGUGGACAAGAUGUCGAAUUUCUUGAAUUAGCUGAAUGGUAUAGACAUGCAAAAUUAUGGCAUGCAUGUCAACAAAUUCCAUUUUUUCGAGAUUAUCUCGUGAGAAAACAAUUCAAUUUAUGGUUAUCUAAUGCUCGAUUUGUUCGAUUUGCUCGACGUCGAUUUGAAAUAAGUGAAAAACAUCUUUUAUUCAUACAUAAUCCAAUAUUCCAAAUGGCAAUACUUGAAAUUCGACGUGUUAUUCAUGAAUAUCAACGAUUAACAUUACUCCCACAAUUAUUUUCAGGAGCAUCAUUAUCAUUUAAUGAUCUCGAAACAACAGUUAAUGAACAUACAAGAGAUAUAAUAGAAUAUACAAAAAAAUUUUAUAAUCAUAUUAAAACAAUUCUUAAUAUGACACGUGAAACAUCUGGAAAAAAAUUACAUGCCAUUUUAAAAUGUCUUAAUGAUGAUACUCUGAUGUUUAAUACAGCAUCUGCUUCAUUAUAUGAACAACGAAUAAGAAAAGAAAAUUUACGUAAAGAACUUGAACAAAUGCAAAAUGAUAUUCGAAAGAUUUGUCCAUUUUUAAAUUUAUGCUCAGCUAUGUUAGCAUCUUGUUUAUGUUAUAUGCAAUAUGAAACAUUAUCACAAUUUAAUCUUUCAAAUGUAACACUUCUAACAAAACUUUAUUUAAGUGAUACGAAUUCCAAUCAUAUGCUUCAAUAUUUUCCAUCUCGAGAUGAUUAUCUUGAAAUACUUCAAUUAAUUUUACAUAAACCACAACAAAUACUUGAAGAACAAUGGAAAAAUAUUUUAGAAUUAAAUACUUGUUUAAGAAAUACUGAUAAAUUUGGUGAAAUUGCUCGACAAGAAGGAUUAACAAGUCAAUGUGAAAAAUGUGGACAAGAACUCUAUCCUGGUCUACAAGAAACAUCAUCAAAUUCGUGUAAAUGUAAAAAACAACAAUCAAAAGUUUCGACGAAUGAAUCAAAUGAUCUGUUAAUCAAAGGUCAUGGAUUUUUUGGUAGUACAACACGAAAUGAGAUUUUACCAUUCGAGCUUAUAUUCACAAAAGAUACAAAAUAUGAAGAUGAAAUAAAGAAUAUUUUAUCACAAGUUAAUUUAUCAUUCGAUGAAUUAGAUUCAUAUUGUGAAUCAAAUGAAUGGUUAUGUGAAAUAAAAACAUUCUGUUUACAAUGGACACCAAAUCAAAUGAAACAAUUAUCAGAAGGAAAACAAAUAUUUCCUAUUGAAGAACAAUUAAAACUUCUUCGUGUUUGGAUUGAUAAAACUCGAACAUUUGAAUUAACAUUUUCAACAUCAAUAUCUCCUUAUGUUAUUCAAAUGAAUUGUUCUGUGAUAACUGAAAAUCUUUAUAAAGCAAUUCAUAAAAUUAAUUUAGAUCUUGGAAAAUAUCUUUAUGAUUAUGCUUUUUCAAAUAUAGAUAGAUUUAUUAAGAAAUUUCAACAUGCUUGUGAAGUAUUUGAUCAACGACCUAAAGCUCUUGAAGAUUUUUCUCAAUAUGUUAGUUUUUUAACUUCACAUAAAACAGAAUUAUCAUCCUAUCAACAAGAUAUUGAUUAUCUUACAACUCUUUAUGAAAUUGUAUCUACACAUUUUGGUCAUUUACGUCAAGAUAAUGAUGAGGAACCCGUUCAUAAACAAUUAAUUGAAAUAUGGAAAAUAUUUCAAGAAAAAUUAUCUGAUGGUGCAAAUUUUAUUGUACAAGAAAUUUUAAUUGUUAAAGAAAAUUUACGUGAAAUCUUUGACAAAUUAUUACAUGAAUGUGACAUAUUACAUGACGAAUCAACAAGUGGAAAUUUUCUUGAUCCAACACAAGAUCCAUUACAAAUGAUUAAACAAUUAAAAAAAAAUUCUAUUCAAUUUGAAAAUCUUGCAAAACAAUUAAAAAAAUAUGCAGAUUGGAGAAUACUAUUAGCGGCAAAUAGUUUAAAUCCUUUAGAUACAGAUCAAAUCGAUAUGAAUGAUAUGGAUGAUGUUAAUUGUUGGUCUAUGGAAAUUGAAUAUAGAAAAGAUUUAUGGAAAUAUGUUGAAAUAACAUCAACUUCAAUUAAAGAAUGGAAAAAUACAUUUCUUAAAAAAUUUAAUAUUCCUCGAGCACGCGAAAAACUUGAAUGUUGGUUAAAAAUAGCUGAAGAUUUUAAAGAAAAAAUCUCGUCGGAUGAUCCAAUUGUUUGUUAUUGGAUAGAAAUGCUUACAAAUUUUGAACAAAAUAUUGAAUUACUUGAAAAAUUAUUAAGUGAUGCUAUGACUGGAGAACAAUGGAGACUUCUUUUUCGUGCAAAUGGUCAUGAUUAUGAUCCACAAUUUAAUUAUCGUAUACAAGAUUUAAUUGAUUUAAAUAUUCUUCGUAUUGAAAAUUAUGAUGUUUUCAUGCAAAUACAUAAACAUGCAACAAAAGAACAAAAACUUAAAGAAAAAUUAUCACAAAUGCAAACAUGGUUAAAUGAACUUUAUUAUCGAAUGAUUAAAUAUGGAUCUGCUCAUAAAACAAACUCAGUUCAAAAGCGUUUAACAUCUUCUUAUCGUCAACGUCUAAAUCGAUAUCGUGAUUUACGUUCACGUACAUCAAUGAAUCAAGAAAAUUCACCCGAAACAGUUUCAGCUAAAGAAACAUCAAUUGGACAUGAUGAUGAAGCUUAUAUUAUGCUGAAUUCUCAAGAACUUCUUCGUUUAAUUGAAGAUCGUUCAUUAUUAUUACAUACAAAUGAACCAUUUCAUAUUGAUAUGGAUAAUUGUCGUGAACAAUUUCAACAAUAUUAUAUAUUAUUUGAUGAUAUUAAAUAUAUAACACAAACAUGGUAUGAAAUACAAAAUAAAUGGAUGUUUUUAAGAAGUGCUUUACUUAAUUUAAAUAUAACAAAUGAUGAUCAAACAUAUUUAAAAGAUUUUUACCAAAAAUUUAUAAAUGUUGACGAAAGUUUUCGAACUUUUCAAAAAUUUGCAUUUCAAAAUCCAUCUGUUGCUGGUUUAGUUAAAGUUGAAAUGAAUCAAAAAUAUUUUCAAAACUGGCUACAAAUUUUCGAUGAAUUAAUAAAAGAAUUUGAAUUUUAUUUAAAUGAACAAUAUCGAUCAAAAUUUAAUCGAUUUUACUUUUUAACAAAUCAUGAACUUAUUACUUUAAUUUCAUUUGGUCUUGAUCCAAGAUAUUAUAUUCCAUAUGUCAGACAAUUAUUUCAAGGUAUUCAUAAUAUUCAAUUUCAUUUACCAGAACAAUCAAUUGGAGCAUCAACAAAUCAAGCAAUUAAUUCAGCUGCUAUUGAUAUUUAUGCUUAUCGAUUGGAAGGUGUGUCAAUAUCAAAUAUAAAUAAUGAAGAAUUAUCAUUAAUAUCAAAAUUAAAAUUAUCUUUACCAUCAGUCGAUACUACUGGAUUAAAUACGCAUAUAAUUAGUAGUCAAAGUUUAACAAAAUGGUUUAGAUCGUUGGAAAAUUCAAUGAAACAUUCAUUAAGAAAAUAUAUUUUUCAUUUAUUGGAUAAAAAAAUUAAUGAACAAUUAGAUAAUAUAUUUUGUGAACAAACAACAAAUAAUUUUAAUGAGAAUGAAUACCCAUUACAAGUUACUUCAAUUGUUGAACAUAUUUUAUUUAAUACAAUACUUGAGAAACAAAUCGAGAAAAAAUCAAAAUUAUUUAUUCGAAAAAUCAAAUUACAAAUUGAAGAGAAAAUAAAUCAAUUAAUUCAAAAUAAAAAUAAGCAACGAAAUUCUUUAAUUAUUCAACAAUUAUAUUUUCGAGAUGUUUUAACAAAAUUAAUUGAUCUCGAAGAUAACUUAACAUUAAAUAGUUAUGAAUGGUUAUCUUUAAUUAAAUAUGAAAUCAAUCUAAAUGCUCGAACACAUAAGAAAAUUAAUUUUCUACAAUUUUCUAAUCGAAUUUAUUACAAUUUUGAAUAUAUGGAACCAUCAUCCACAUUUAUUAUUUCACCAUUAAUGGAAAAAACAUUAUUUCAAUUAACUCAAGCAAUUUGUACAUAUCGAAUUGGAGUUGUUCAUGCACCACCACAAUAUGGACGAUCAUCAAGUAUUCAUACAUUAGCACAGUUAUGUGGAACAAAUUUUGUUAGUUUAUCAUGUAAUUCAGUAACCGAAGUUGAACAAAUAAAAAAUUUUCAUCAAGGUUUAAUUACAUCAAAUAAUUGGUGUUUAUUCAAAGAUAUUCAUCGACUUUCAACAGAUUGUUUAUCUUCAUUGGCAAUUGCUAUGCGUUAUAUUCGUAUGCAAUUAGAAGAACGUCAAACAUUAUUCAAUAAUUCUUAUCAAUCACUUAAACGAUCAAAAUCUCAAUCAGAUUUAGUUAAUUCAUCACCAUCGUCAUUGCAAAUUUCUCAAGAUAAAAUCUAUUCAAAUGAAUAUCCAAUGAUUAAGAAAAUCGAUGAUGAUUAUACUUUUAUCAUCGAUACUAAUCAAGAAAUACUUCAAUAUCCAUUAACAUAUGGAGUAUUUGCUACAUUUGAUGAUUAUUAUCAACCUUUAUCAUCAACUAUUAAAUUUGAAUGUCGAACAAUUUCAAUAUCACGUCCUGAUUUUAAAAUUCUUGCUCAAUCAUUAUUAUAUAUAAAUCGAUUAUUUACAAUCGAAGAAUAUGAAAAUUGUUCUAAAACAGCACAAAAUCUCGUUGAUUUUCUUGAAUGUUCACAAUUAAUUUUUGAUGAAAUGAAAUGUUUUUAUUCUCCAUAUAUACUUCUUCGAUCAAUAAUUGAACAAUCGAUAAAUAUGAAUAUAAAACAAGCAAUUAUUACUAUAUUUAAACAACAUCAUUUAUAUGAUUCAAAUAUACAGAAAAUAAUUGAGAAAUUUUUUAAUGAAAAUUCCAAUGAAGUCAAUGAAAAUGAUAAUGAAUUCUGUUUUGUUGAUAAUUUAAAACAAGAAGCAUAUGAUAAUAAAAUUACUUUUGAUGAUGAUGAUAUAUUUAAUAAUGCAUCUCGUUUAAUGAAUGCAGUUAAACGAAAUGAUUUUAUAUUUAUUAUUGGACAAUGUGGUUCAGCUAAAUCAAGUUUAAUUCGUCUUGUUGAACGAACAAUGAAUAAACAAAUGAGUUUGACUAAUACUAAUUCAAAUGAACAACAGAAAACAAUUGUACCAUAUACAAUAUUUCCAAAUUCAUUCGAUGAAGAUCAAUUUUAUCAAACAAAGAAUAGUUUUAUUGAACAAUGGAAACAAUAUUAUACAAUAACACAUGCAAAUGAUACAAAUUCAGAAGAAUAUUGGAUUAUUUUUGAUAUUGAUUCUCAUACAAAUUGGUUAACAUGUGAAAAAAUUCAAUAUUUAUAUAAAGAACUUCUUUCUUCUGUAUCGCGUCAAAAUGGUUCGAUAAAAUUCAUCAUUGAAUGUGAUAGUUUACCAAAUGAUUUUUCUCAUAAAAAUUCCAUAUUUGAUCAAAGUUAUACAUUAAAUCUUAAUAAAUUUCAAUCUCGAACGAAAUUAAUUCAAUCAGCUGUAACGAAUCUUGAACUAAAACUUCAUUUUAGAGAUUCAACAUUAUCAUCAAUACAAGAUUUUAUCAAUGAUAUUAUUGAACCUUAUAUAGAAUAUAUCGAAAAAGAACAUAUUUGUCAAUCAUAUAUAAAUAAUUUAACAGAUUCAUUUAUUAAAAUUCUUUUAGCAUUUAUUGAACAACAUGUUAUUGAUGUACAAAAUCAUCAUCAUGCUCUUGAUUAUGUAUUUGCUUAUUGUUUUAUAUGGGCUUAUGUUCAUCCAAUUCAUCCAAAAUAUGAACAACAAGUUACUUUAUUUGUUCGAGAACUUUUAAAAUCUUAUAAUUUUCCUUCAAUAAAUUGUAAAUUAACUGAUUUAUAUCCUGAUAUGGCUGCAACACCAUCAGCUUGUUUUAUUCCUGUUCAAUUAUGGUUAAAAACACAUGAUAUAACUUAUAAUUGUAUACCUGAAUUUGAAGGUGCCAUGCGUUUAAUGUCAAUACUUGUAACAUACAAUUAUCCAAUAGGUAUUUAUAGUUAUGAACAAGGUUUAGGUAAAACAACAUUAAUGAAAAAUUUAUUAACGAAUAUUUCUCAUGUUCGUCUCAUUUCAACUGGUGAACGAAAAUCAAUAUUACGUGAUGAAUUAUAUAAAUAUAAUUUACCUUUAUUAUCACUUGGGAAAAUAACACAAGGAACAAAAUUUGUACUUUGGUUUGAAGAUGUUAAAGAUGAUGAUGUAGAUUUAAUUCGUUCAUUAAUCGAUGAAUAUUCGUCAUCAAAACAACAAAGUUUAAAUAUUGUUUUAACUGGUCAAUCAUAUUAUUCGUAUUCAUCACGUUUUUCAAGACAUUUCAUUCCAAUUAUUAUUCAAGAACCAAUUUCAACGUUGAUUAGUUCAAUUUAUUCAAUAACAGUUAAAGAUUGGUUAGAAGAAUUUCCUGUUGAUGCAAUAAAUCAUCCAGUUGAAUUAGCUCAUGCAUGUCUUUUAACAUUAGAAGAAAUAUUUGAGUUUUUAAAAGAAAAUUUCAAAAAAAUUCAAUGGAAUUUACAUCAUGCUGAUGCUGUUAUUAAUGGAAUGUUUCUUUUAGAAGCGAAAGCUAAACGAAAUGGUGGUGGUGGAAAAUCAAAUAAAGAAUUAAAUAAAAUAACACCAAGAUUUAAUAAAAAAAAACAAGGAGAACAAAUUGCCAUUAUUAUUCGAUUAUUAUGUCAUGAACUUUCACAAGUCAUACUUGAUCGAUUAACAAAUACGAAUGAUCGUAUUCUAUUUCAAGAAUUCCUUUAUAAAACAAUUAUAGCAAAUUUUUGUACAGAAUUGGAAUUUCAUGUUGCCCCAAAUAAUAGUUUUGAUACAGAUCAGAAUUUUCCAGAUAACUCAUCAAUUACAAAUCCAUCAACAGUUGUAAAAAAACAAGUUAAAUUUAAAUUAAAUUCUUCAAUUGAACGAGCAGCAAUACCUCCAUUAGAAGGACCUAUUAUUUCAUUUGGAAAAAUAAUUGGUAUACCAAAAUUAAAAGAUCCAUCAAAAAUACCUGAUACAGAAGUUAUAAUUGAAAAAUUAACUAUGUCAACAUAUUUUUCUAAACAAAUUCCUUCAAUGCAUACAAAUUUUACGGGUGAAAAAGAUUUAAAUACAAAUCAAUAUCAAGAAUUAAAUGAUAUUCAAAUGAAUACAGCACUUCAAUCAUGUCAAUCACAUAUGGGCAAAUUAACACAUAUGGAUUUAGCAUUUCUUCCUCGUACAUGUCGUCAUAUAGCCAAUCUUGUUCGUGUAUUUUCUUUACCACAAAAUGGUCAUGCAUUACUUCGAACUAAUCAUAUUGGUUUAGGUCGUCAAGAUUUAGUUCAAUUAUCUGCUUAUAUAGCUGGACAACAAUUUUUUGAUGCACAUAGUUAUAUACCAAAUAUUGAUGAAAAUCAAUCAGUUAAACAAUGUCUUCGAUCAUCUUGUCUUUUAGCUGGAUUAAAACAAAAAAAUAUUGUUGUACUUAUACGAGAAAAUUUUCUUUCGGAAGAAAUGAUUAAACAAUUAUAUGUAUUUACAUGCGAAGGGAUUUAUCCAGGUCUUUAUUCAAAUGAAGAACUUAUUCGUAUUGCUGCUGCACUUUCACCUGGUUUACCAACAAAUCGUCGAGUAACAAAAACAAGUUCAGUUUUAAGAACAUUCUAUGGAAGAAUUAGAAAACGAUUACAUUUAGUUAUACUUGAAAAUGAUCGACAUCUUCAACAUAAAGGUUUAUUAUCUUCAUGUUAUGUAGAUGAAUAUAAUAAUUGGACAAAAGAAGAAAUAACAUCUAUUGCGAAGUAUUGGAUGGCAAAAAAAGUUAAUGUUAUACAUACAAUGGAACCAACAUCAUCAUUUGAUUUAGCUUGUCAAGCUUUGGCGGAAAUCUAUUUAUCGAUGGAACAUUUUCGAUUAUUUACUUUAAAAAAUAUUCGAAAAACAAUUGAAAUCUUCUUUAAAUUCUAUCAAACUAUUCAUGAAAAAGAAUCCUUUCGUUUAUCUCGUUGUGAAUCAAUGCUUAAUCGUACGAAUAAAUCUAAACAGGUUAUUCAAAUGAAUGAAGAAUUAUGUGUUGAACUUCAAAAUGAAAUUGAUAUUUUACAAGAAAUAUUAUCUGAAUUAGAUAAUGAACUUAAAAUAAGAAAGAAAAAUUUUUCUCUUGCUGUAGAUGAUUGUCGUGAAGAAGAAAAAUUAUUAAAUGAAAUGUUGACUGCAUUAGAACGACUUCGUAAAGAUGUCGAAGCUGCUGUUGCAAAUGCUAAUCCACAAUAUGAAAAUGCUUUAAAUGCAUUAAAACAAUUAAAUAAAGCUGAUUAUGAUGAAAUUCGAACAUUUAGACAACCACCACAACCGGUACUUGCUGUUAUGAAUACAAUAUGUAUUAUGUUUCAUCGAAAACCUGAAUGGUCCGAAGCGAAAAUUUUAAUGACAAAAGACGAUUUUUUUGACGAUCUGAUUUUUUAUGAUAAAGAUAAUGUAUCCGAUGAAGUAUUUGAUAUGUUAACAAAAAUAGUUAGUUUUGAUACAUUUCGUCCAUCAUUUGUUAAAACUGCUUCGAAAGCAGCAUCAAGUCUUUGUGCAUGGAUUCUUGCUGUUUAUGAAUAUGCCAAAGUGGCACGAGCACAAAAAACAUUACGUGAACAAGUUAAAGCUUAUGAAGAACUUUAUAAUAAGCGUCAACAAAUUUUGGGUGAAAAACGUCUUUAUGCUGAAAAAUUAAAAGACGAAUUAGCUGAAUAUAUUAGAAAACGUCGUGCACAUUUUAAUGAUUUACAAUCGAAACAAAAACGAUUAAAUAAUUUACGAUCUGUAAUUGAUCAAACGCAAUCUAUGUUGAAAUUAAUUGCUAAUGAUAUUUCUCAUUGGCAAGAUCAACUUCAACAAGGAAAAUUAAAUAAAAAAACUGUUAUUACUGAUGCACUUCUAAUCUCUCUUUAUUUUUGUUAUUUAUCACAAUUUAAUAUUGAUCAACGACAACAAUUAUUAAUUAAUUGGCAAACAAAUAUUUUACAAAGUAUAUUACCAAUUCGAUCCAAUUUUAAUCUUCUUGAUAUUAUUACUGAUGAAAAAGAAUUAAAUGAUUAUUUGUUAAAACAUGAAACAAGAACAAUGCAUGAUAAAAAUUCAAUUUUAAAUGCAAUUAUAUUAGCUAAUCAACUUGAUACAACAUUUGUUUUAUUUAUAAAUAAUCCUGAAAAUGAUAUAUUACUAUGGAAUGAUUUAUUGAUUAGUUUAAAAGAUCUUAAUGGAGAAAGAGCAAAUCACGAAAUUGAAUUAUAUUAUGAAUAUAAACAAAAUGCAAGUAAUAACUCAUCAGCUACAAGUCGUGGAACAAAUUCUCUAGAUCAAUCACAAGUUUAUUCACGUAUUAAUUCAAGUAAAACAUCUGUUACUGAAUUAACAGAAAAAUCAUCUGUUUGGGGAUCAUCAGCAAGUGCAUCUAGAGCAGCUACAUCAACACUUAUAUCAAAACCAGUUGGAAAAGUAACAUUAAAUGAUGAUGAAAAAAGUAAAUAUUCAAUUACAAUACCAGAAUUCUCUCUUGAAGACUAUCAAAGACCAACAAAUAAUAUUAUUUAUUUAUCUGGAAAACAAACAGAUGAUUUUGAUAAAGAAUUAUUAACUGCUAUGUUUUUCGGUAAUAUUGUCAUAAUUAAUGAAUGUGAUUUAUUAAAUUUAAAUCCAUUUGUGUAUCGAUUUAUUUAUUGGUCAUCAAGACGAGAUCAAUACUUGAGAGCAUUUCCAAAUCUCUAUCGUUUUGGUGAUCAAGAUAUAUUUAUUAAUUCAUCAUUUCGUCUUAUUCUUAAUUAUUAUCAAGUCGAUCAUAAUCAAUGGAAUAAUCUUUUAUUAAAAAAUCGUUUAAUUGAUAUGAGUUUAAAUUUAAAUAAACUCGAAAGUGAUUUUUGGCUUCGUUUGAUUGAAUUAAGAUGUCAAAAAGAUUUUAUAAAACAAGUCGGUUCAAAUCAUCGAAGACAAUUAAUAAGUUUGAAUGAACAAUAUCAACGACGUGAAAAUUUAACUGAUCUACUUGAAACAAAAGAAAAUUUAACAAUUGAUUCUACUGAAUUAUUAUCCGCAUUAAAUAAUUCGAAUGAAGAACGCAUUUCAAUUGAAUCUUGUCUGAAUGAAUAUCGUAUUCAAUAUAAUGUUUUAUGUACACGAACAGGAAGUGAAGCAUAUAAAGAAAUCGCAAGACAACUAGCACAAUUGUAUAUUUUAUUACGAGAUUCAAUAAUUGAAUUAAAAAUUUCAUUGAAUUGGUUUUUACAACUUUUAACAAAUAAUUUACCGCGACGAAUUGAAAUAACAACAAAUACAGAUCCAUCAAAUUAUAGUUCAGAUAUGAUUAAUAAAAUUCAAGCAAGAGAAACAUAUCUUCGCUGUUUUGAAUCAAUUUAUUCUUAUUUUCUAUCAAGUAUGUCGAAUGAACAACUUGAAUAUUUUCUUACAAUAUUUGCAUUAAUUACACAAGAUAAUAUUGAAAAUAUUUAUUUAUUUAAAUUUAUUCUUCAAAAACUUAAUCCGAUCAAUCAACAAAUAAUUCCAGAUUUUCUUGAUGAUAAAAAUCGACCAUUAUUUAUUAAUAAAUAUUCUUGGUCAUUAUGUCUUUCAAAUGAAAUCAAUAAAAAAUAUCCAAAUUUAUCCCAACAUUUAAUUGAUUAUGAAUAUGAAUGGAAAGAAUAUUUAUUUUCAACAAAUAAACUUGAUUUUAUGAAUAAAUCUCCAUAUGAAAAAUCAACAACAUUAACUAUUAUCGAUCGUUUUAUUCUUUCUAUUAUUUUAUUACCUAACAAAAUUCCUGAUCUUAUUCAUACGUUCUUAAUAUAUCAUUAUGGUGGCCUUCUACGUGAUAAAUCUCUCUCAUCCAUUGAUGAUGUUUAUCAAUUAACAAGUAGUAAAAUUCUUAAUCCAACAAAUAAUAUAAUUCUUGUUUGGAUAAGUUCAUCAGCAUUUAUUGAUCCAAUUGAUGAAAUUCGAAGAUUAGCAUAUGAAAUGAACCAAUCUAUUCGACUUGUAUCAUCCAUUGAGAAAAAACGUUUAAAUCGUUUUGUUGAAAGUGAAAAAGAUUGUUGGUUAAUUAUUACAAAUAUCGAUCUUUUCAAUGAUGAUCUUCAACAAAUUCAAGAUUUUCUAUUAACAUCAAAUGAGAAAAAAAUUUGGCUUAUUUGUGAUCCUUUAUAUCAAAAUAAAGUACCUCAUUGGUUAAUCCAACGAUGUUUACAAGUAUAUUUAAGUGAUUCGACUCAAUCAGCACUUUAUUUUCGUCUUCAACAAAAACUUUCAUCGAUUGAAAAUUUUAAAAAAUUACACAAACAAAUCGAACCAAUUCUUCAUAUACAUACAUAUAUGAUUUCGAAAAAAAUCUUUCCGAAUAAUUUUACGGAAAAUAAUUUUUUUAUUGAUUUAAAACAUUGUUUUGAUACAAAUCAAACCAAUAUGAUUGAUUAUACAAAUUUUAUUCAAAAUGAAGAUGAACAUACAUUAAUCCAGUAUCUUAAACAAAGUUCUGAUCCAUCUUCUCUAGUUAAAAUUCUACCAGAUCCAUUACAAUUACCAACAACUAAACUUUUCAUAACAUUUCAAUGUUUAUUCAAUAGUAUGAUUUUACCAACAGAAUUAGUUUAUUCAACAAAAGACGAUAAAAUGAUUCUUGUUGAACCAAUUGUUCGUAAUUAUUUAACAUAUCUUCGUUCAAUUGAUUCUGAUCAAUGUUUGGAUUCAACAAGUUCAUCAAUAAUGGAUUUAUUUAUUUUAAUUGAAUAUCGUUUAUUGCAGAAAUUACAGAAUAAUUUAUGUAAACAAAUGGAACAUCUUGUAGAAGUUUUUGAUAAUAUUGAAAUUCCUUCAUCAAAUACAAAUUCAUCAAUUCGAUCGAUUUUAUAUGAUUCAAAUUCGACGAUAAAUGAUUUUGUAACAAAUUGUGGUUUAGCUUUAGGAAAUCUUUCGAAAAACACAUCGAAUAAUAUUAAUUUAAGAUUUAUUCGUAGACGAAAACAAUUCAUUCAGCUUAUGCGUCUUCAACAAAAUGAAAAUCUCAUCUUUCAUUUAAAAUAUAAUGAAAAAUCACAAAGAAAAAAUAAUUUAUCCAUGUCAGGUAUUCAUUUAACGAAGAAUACUAAUAAAAAAGAUGUUAUUAUUUGUCUGGAUAAAAUUUCUCCAAAUGAUAUUCCUGUUAUGACAAGUAUUACAUUAGAUACAAAUGAAAACAACAUUCCAAGUUAUCUUCCAGUGAUUAAUAGUGAUAAAAAUAAUACCUCGGAACUUAUUUUAUUGUCGAUUGAUAAGCCUCAUAUUUAA
Adineta steineri is the source of this 13296-nucleotide messenger RNA. NCBI's taxonomy places the organism in Eukaryota, Metazoa, Rotifera, Eurotatoria, Adinetida, Adinetidae. The record is from the annotation of a GenBank genome assembly.